This is a messenger RNA of Harpegnathos saltator (Jerdon's jumping ant), 3129 nucleotides long. RefSeq lists its product as uncharacterized. The transcript has 5 exons. NCBI's taxonomy places the organism in Eukaryota, Metazoa, Arthropoda, Insecta, Hymenoptera, Formicidae. The record is from RefSeq and is a predicted model, not a curated record. Bases 323 to 2248 code for a protein of 641 amino acids.
GGCCAUCUAAAAGUCAUUUUGCAAUUUGAAAUACAUCUAAAUUGCGUAUUUACUCAAUAACGCCGUUUAUUCGCUAUGUAUACGAAGUGAUAUCGUCAAAUCCGCUUAAUUCAGCGUUCAGCACAUAACCCGGUGCUUCGCAAUAUAAUCGCGAGUGGAUGUGAAUUUUGGCAACUACCGCGCAGCAAGCAGAAUACCACUUUCUUGAUAACCGGUAAAGUGGGAGUCGGUAUAAAGAGAGGAUAUAGUCGGCGGUGAUGGUCAGUGAGUUCUCAGUGAGAGUGCCGUGAUCGUUUCACCGUUCCACCGUUGAAAGUCAAAUAUGAAGCUGACGGGAUUCUUGAUAGUGACGUGUUGCUCCAUAAUCGCCGCGCGACCGGAGACCGAGGAUCAGGAGUUGCUGAAGAGGGCGUCGAAGCAGCUCGAGCGAUUAACGCCGUAUCGAAGGAGGAACGCCGAUCGAGAUCUCGCGCUUGACUUGGCGAACCUGCUGGAGACCUGGGGGCCUCCGCUGGGUCAGGACGACGGCGGCGGCUCGAACGGCGGGACGAGCGAGGUCGACCAGGCGGACCAGGGCGUAGUACCAGCGUGGGAGAUAGUCGGGAUUCCGCUCGGACGGACAGAGGCGGACGAAGCGGCGGCGAAACGGGCGGACGACGAGAAGCGAUUAACAAUCGACAUCGUCGCCGAUCCCGAGUACACCGCAAUGAUGCAGGAGAGGAUAAAGCGCGGCUUCAACGCCGGAUCCGCCAGUCUCAUCACCAGCAUAGCGGGCGGCGUGCUCAGCGGUAUCGCGAGCGCAUCGAGCGGUUCCGCGGCGAAAGCGUCAUCGAGCAGCAGCAGCAGCAGCAGUCAACAGGAUUACAAACCGGCUUACGGCCCACCCCCCCCGGUUUACUCGUACGAAGAGAAGCCCUUCGGUGCUUGGGACUUCAAGAAGACGAUUUUUAGCACAGUGUUUCAAGCUCUCAAGGCGAUAGGCGGCGGUGUGCUGGCUCUGAAGGGACAACUGGUCAAGGGUGGUGGUUACUUGCUCGCGGCUAAAAGCAAAGUUAUCAGUAAGACUGGGGACGUUAUCACGUCUUUUGGUAAACAACUGACGAGUAGUGUGGCAACCUAUCCAGCGUCCUAUCCACCGGAUACUUACACGUACGAGCAACAUCCGCCGGUUCAAGACAUAGAACACGAUCCCAAUUACCAAGGACCACCGCCGAGCCCUGACGGGUAUUCCGAAGCGAACGAUUAUCCUCCGCACUCGGCGUACAGCGUGCCAUCAGACGACAAUAAUCAGGGCGGCCUGCUGAUCGUGACGCCGACGAAAUCUGACCCAGACGACCACCACCAGGACGCGAACUUAGCCGAGGUGAAGCCAGACCUUGCCAAGUUAGAAGAAAGUUUCGGUGGCCCGACAUCGGGCUCCGCCAUCAAAGACUUCUUGAUCAGCACGGUGCACAGCGCGCACGGUAGCGCUGGCGGCGGCAACGGCGGUGGCAGCAUCACGACCACGAAUCACCAAGCCGCAAGCAUCGAUUACGACAACAACAUCAACGUGAAUUCUCACGCGAAUCCUCCUAUCGCGCAUCCAGCACCGAUCUAUGGAGCGCCCGAACAUUAUUAUACCUCGCAUCACGACCAACCGACGCAGAGCUACGACAACUACCCCGUAGUCGAUCAUGGGAACAUUCACCAUGAUCAUCAAUCGGAGCUGGCGGCAGCGCUGAUUCCGUCGUCGCAUCAUUUCCCGAAACUGGCCGAUCCUCCUCAUCUGUCCAUCCAGCAGAGCGUAGAGUACCCACCGCUGCAUGUGCAACAAUUCGGUAGCCCGCUGUUCGAGCCGGUGUCCAAGUUACCGCUCUUUGAGCACGACGAUGGCAUGUCGGUGCACGCGAGUCUCACUGUGGACACCGAGCCGAAACUCAUGCCCUUCAAAGUGCCUCUGCUGCCGCCGAGCUAUCCUGGCACUUUGAACAGCUUGCCCGAGCUGCGGCCGCACGUAGAUUUUCACGGACAGCCAGAGUUUGCAAAUGUUCACAACAGUUUGGACGGUCCGCUGAAAAUACAACUUUUGAACCCGUUGCCAGCCUAUUGGCAUUGGCAGGGCCAAGGUUCGCUCGCGCCGGCAUCAACUUUCGGCGCGUCGAACUCUUUUCGUAAGAGAAAUGUCCUGCACAGACGGACGUUCUCAGCCGGCCGACUCAAGCGACGUUACUCGUCGUCGCAGGCGACGACGGCCAUCCAUCGGCUGUAACGGCUCGAAGCAGGUAACGCAGGUCGGCAGGCGUGUAAUGUACAGAGAGAGAGAGAGAGAGAGAGAGAGAGAGAGAGAGAGAGAGGGAAGGAGGGAGCGAGAGGGAACGAAACUUUUCGAAAAUCUCGCGAUAUUUAUCGUGAGAUUAAUGUUUCGAUACCUUGGAUCGGACAUUUAUCAAAUACUCGAAACGUCAUGAAAUAGGCAAUAUUAGGUGAGCAAGUGAGAGAUGAAGAGACGCGAGAGAGGUAUCGGUUACGGAUUUCCCGGAUCCGCUAUCGUUUUUACGGCCUAAAAUGCAAAAUACUUGCGCGGAUUGUUGAAUAAUAUUUAUCUGUCUGCAUCUCGAGAGUAGGAAUACGUCUGGACACUUUCUGACACAUUUUAUUCGAAUGUGCGAGAUCAUUUGUCCAAACAAAAUCGAAAAGAGUGACAUUUUUCUCGACGCGAUGUCAAUAUUUCUCUUUUCUUUCUUUUCUUUUUUUCCUUACAUCUGCCUCGCACAUUCCCGCAGCAAUAUCAACGUAUACUUUAAUAUGCGCACGCACGCUCUUUCUGUUACAGUAAUCUACGCGUUCGCGUAUUAUCCACACUCGAUCAAAUACAAGUACAGAUUGCCGUAUCCUUAUUACGGACGAUAAGGACUUCUGGUCCUUGGGCAAUCGCGCGGGUAUUACUUGCGUUACCGCAGAGCGGGCAAAUCGAUCAGCGGGAGAAUCUGUCGAAUUUUUGGAAGUCAAGAUGAAGAGGAGCACCUGAUAAAUUCUCAACGAGUACCCGCAUCCGCAUCAUGAAAGGCGCAUCUGUAUCAGAAGGUUACGCACACCGCACUACGCGGAAAUUCCUCGAGAGAGAGAGAGAGAGAGAGAGAGAGAGAGAGA